Molecule: messenger RNA, 1414 nt
Organism: Penicilliopsis zonata CBS 506.65
Lineage: Eukaryota; Fungi; Ascomycota; Eurotiomycetes; Eurotiales; Aspergillaceae
Exons: 6
Coding region: 66-1316 (416 amino acids)
Biological process (GO): regulation of peptide transport
Cellular component (GO): membrane
Source: RefSeq, a predicted model, not a curated record
CCCCCCCGUCCACCCUUCCCAGAUACCUUCUCGAUGCAGGCCUUUUGUAGGAAUUGAAGUAGCGAAUGUCUCACUCUUCCGGCGCUGCCCGGCGCACCCUCGGUAUCUGUCUGCUGCUUAUCGUGGUGGUGCUCUGGACCGCUUCAAACUUUCUAGCCAGUGAUAUCUUUGCCGAUGAUACCUACUCAAAACCGUUCUUUGUGACUUACGUCAAUACCGCCGUUUUCAUUUUCCCGUUAUUCACAAUCAUCCUGGGUCGGCUCUGGAAGUCAUGGCGUCUACACGGGCUCUCGCAGAUGACCUCGUGGAGGAGUUUACUGGCACAGCUGGACGACGCCCAUGACCCGAUACGAGAGGAUGGAGAGGAAGCGAUGCUUCACGCUUCGAGUUUUGACGACGGAUACAGAGGUGAUGCCCAUGAUGAGCCAGCGUCGAUCAUCCACGACAAACAGGCCGGGCAGUCAAAGCUGGGGUUGAAAGCAACGGCGAGGCUGAGCUUUGAAUUUUGUAUGCUAUGGUUUCUCGCGAAUUACUUUGCAAUGGCCUGUUUGCAGUUCACGACGGUUGGAAGCACUACAAUUCUCACAUCAACCAGUGGUGUCUGGACUCUAAUCUUUGGGGCUUUCCUCGGCGUUGAGAAAUUCACGAUCCGCAAAUGCCUGGGCGUGGUGGCAUCCCUGUUUGGAAUCAUCCUGAUCUCCCGUGUCGAUAUGUCUAGCUCUGACAGCCCCUCUGCCGACGACGGGGGCAGGGGAUCUUUCCCACACAAGACGCCCGCAGAACUCAUCUUGGGUGACGCGAUGGCCGCAUUCAGCGCCAUCAUGUACGGGAUCUACACGAUCGUCAUGAAGAAGCAGGUCGGCGACGAGUCCCGUGUCAACAUGCAACUCUUCUUCGGCCUGGUUGGCCUCUUCAACCUCGUCCUCCUAUGGCCUGGCUUCGUCAUUUUACACCUGACAGGCAUCGAGCGCUUCUCUCUCCCCGAUUCAGGCCGGAUAUGGAUCAUCAUUUUGAUAAACGCGGCAGCCUCUCUAUUCUCCGACAUCUGUUGGGCCUACGCCAUGCUCCUGACCACCCCGCUCGUCGUCACGGUGGGCCUCAGCCUGACCAUCCCCUUAUCUCUCGUAGGCCAGAUCUUCAUUCAAUCCGAAUACGCAACGCCGCUGUACUGGUUCGGCGCGGCCAUUGUCUUCCUGUCCUUCAUGGUCGUCAAUCAUGAAAGUCACACGGACGAAGACGACGCUUCUCGUCUCCGGGAUGGCUAUGAGGUUAUCGGAGAUGGAGCGGUGGCAGGGGACGAUACACAUCGUGAUUAGCACAAUUGUAUAGACUAGAAUUGCUGGAUUCCAUAUAGAUGAGGAAUAUAUUAACUAGUAGCCUAUUUAUAUUAUGAGUCUCAUGUACAUGGAGAAAA